This is a messenger RNA of Phytomonas sp. EM1, 3432 nucleotides long. The record is from the annotation of a GenBank genome assembly. NCBI's taxonomy places the organism in Eukaryota, Euglenozoa, Kinetoplastea, Trypanosomatida, Trypanosomatidae.
AUGGAGAUUUUACUUGCUCUCACCAAUUACACUGACCAAAAUCAACCAGUGACUGUUUCAUUAGACCAUCAUGUGGAGUUUCCUUCCAGUAAGUACUUUGUCAAGGAAAGUGGAAGUGGAUUUGUCUGUGCUCAUGAUUAUACAAAGGCUGUUCUUUUCGAGGUUGCAAAGGAUUGCUUUACAAUUGUCGGAGUAUUUUUCUUUCGAAGGUCAGGGUCUCAACACGCCUUUAGUCUUGCAACCCUCCAUGGUAUUGCAGAUUUUGAAGCAUCUUCCUCUCCUAGAACACCGACUCCUUCGGCUGAUACGCAUAUAGUUCUCUCUGCCAAGCACCUUAUCGAUCAGGUAGAAUUUUUUUCUGAUACUUUAGUCAUUGGUACAGUAGGUGGAUCAUUGGGUAUAAUACUCUUUCGGGAGCCUAAACAACUCAAGGGCUGUUUUGUAGAGCGGAAUGUAGGACUUAAGGGACCAUAUCGCUGGGGAUUUGCUUGCAACUCAAGUUUGUGUGCUCUUGUCUCUAAAAGUAGCAUAGCUGUAUAUGCUUACCAACAAGACAAACUUGAUGCUGAACCUGAAUAUACAGCAGAGAUUCAAGUUAACGAUAUAUCAUCGGUUUUAUUACUGAAGCAACAAAAUGGAGCGUAUUUGAGUUUACUUAUCCACUAUACCACAUCUCAGGAUCUGACCUUACUUACACUUUCUCUUGCUGAUCGUAGUACUUUUACACGUGAAACCAUAUUAUUGCCCUGUCAACCGCCUAACUCACCCUAUUUCUUGGCGUCAGAGCCACAAUCAUUUGUUAGAGGAACACAAAAUGCACAUAUCGUGGCUAUCUUGCUUCCAGGAUGUAUUCAUUUUGGCACGAUACGUGAGGCUAAAUUCGAAACAUAUACUGCAGCACCAAAUGAGCUGAAUGUACCAUUUGAGUUUGGUCAUUGGAACACAAGACGUUCGUAUUCUUCCAAUAUCAGUAGCUCAGAUGAUGAUUCCAGCUCUUGCUUUGCUGCAGUGCGUAGAAACUGCAUCUGCAUAAUAUACAAUGUGAAAGAAAGGGGAGACAUGAUUGAAGAAAUAUGUCUCACUCAUCGGAUAAUUUUACCAUUCUCGGGGUUUUGCUUCUCUCCUUUUCAAGAAUCGAAAGGAAUUCUGAGUGUUGGGCAUUGUGAUUUAGUGUGCUCGCCUGCUGAAAGCAAUGCAUCAGUACAAGUACAGGGCUCAUUAAACGAUGUUUUUUUGCCCCUGCAAGGGGUAGGGUUUCUUGAAGAGUCUGCAUCACUUUUACUGCUAGAAGUAGUACAAACAGAGGUGGAUUACGCGUUUCUCUGCCUUCUCAAGAAUGGAGAUUGCCUUUUGGCUCUUUAUGGUGUUAAGGGAACGAAACAUGUAGCAUUUGAGGAAAAACCAUAUGAAGUGUCCAGCAUGUUGUAUUUCGUUAGAGAAGAGAAAAUAUUCUGUACCCUAGGCUUUCAUGACGGAAUGCUGAAAUUGUUUUCCGAGGGGAAGCUUCUUUCUGCUGUUCACACAUCACAUUGUGGGCCAAUAGAUAGGCUCACUACCUUGCAUAAUUUUUAUGCUAAUUAUACUGAAGCCAUGUUUAUUAGUAUAUCAUCAUGCAUGGGAACCGUCUGUCUUCAUUCCGCUGAUGUAGGGGAAGUAUCACAAACAUUUGUAUCCCCAUCUCGCCCACUUACUUCCUGUUACUUGGACCAGAGCUCUGAAUAUCUCUUCACCUUUUCACGACCGAUGGGAAAUUUAUGGCAUCUACCAAGUUGUAGUUUGGAACGCACAUUUAUAGUUACUGAAGAAUUCGAUUUCCAAGCAAACCUGACCGAUUUAUUGGCCAAACCAUGGACAUCCUCUAUGCGAAUUACGACACUUAAUUUUCUUGGAAGAAGACAUUUUAGCGUUUACAUCAAUAUCGAGAAACUCAUUGAGAGCAUGCAGAAAGAUGAGAAUCCGUUAUUGAGCUUACCUCCAUCUACUUCCCUGCUUUUAGAUUGUUGUGUUGGGACUGAUAAGACUUCACCGUUUCUGACCGAUGCAAAACUUUAUGAUGUCUUGGAAGAUACUUCGCUGAAAGUAUCAGGUUCGUGCGAUAUCUGUGUGAACCUUGGCUCGAUGCGUUUAGUGCAUGCACUGUUUGAUUCAAGUAAAGAAGCACAGAUUGCCUCUGGAAUAUUAGAGAUGAGCAUGCGUUUGUGCAAGAACUUUUUCUCUAAAUGUAGAGGCGAAUCCGGUUCAUCACUAGAUUAUCUUUUGUGCGACUAUUUUUUUGCCUUCUUCACCGAUCUCCAGUUCAUUUCAGCGACUGCGCGGUAUGGCUUUGAGAUUUUUGUGCGUGAUUUGACACCCGAGUCCGUUUUGGAAUUAUCACAAAAUCUUCUGAGCGAUAGAAUGCUUACGUACCAGGGCUCACACAAGGUGGAAACAUCUAAAAUACCUUUCUCUGAAAACAAAAUGUACGCUCUUGUUGGUGCCCUUCUCGUAGAAAGCGGAGUACAUCUAGAACCAAAAUCAGCGUGCGAGAUUCACCAGCUUCUGUUGACACCAGUAAUAGAGUCUGUUAGGCGAUGGUUUGCUUCUCCAGAAACCGAACCCAUUUCCUUUGAUAGUUCUAUGGCUCUUUUAGCCUUUUCAGAGGGAUUUCCAAUAUUUGCCGAGGUUUUGUACACACCAAACUUGGUGCAUCAAUUGAUUCAAUACGCCAUCAAAGGAACUUGUGAGAAGUCGAGGCGUGUGUGCAUACAAGCCGUGUCGCGCAUUAUCUCUCACAAUACCGCGAGGUUUGUUGAUGACUAUUGUGCCGAGCUUUCAGUGAAGCAUCCGCGCUGGAAUGCAGCAUUAAUUAAAAUUUUUGAAUUUUACACCGUAAACUUUCCUAACAAGGCCUUUUACGUAUGUGAUUACUUAUUAGACUUUAGCAUUAAGCUAAUAGGUAAGAACUCUGCAGCAGAUAAAAAGGAUAUUAUAGUCGGCGCUUUUGUCCAGUUUGCCCGGACAUUGGCAUCCCUUCUACCUAAUGUUUCUUUCCAGAAUCACUCGCAACGCAUAGCGGUUGGUACAUCGGAGGGUAUUGUAAAGGUUUAUAGCGUCAAAAAUGAGGGCGUAGCAACGUCCUUUAAGGCCCAUUCGGAGCCGAUUCUUUCCUUAGCAUUUAGUAAAAACAAAACGGAUUAUGAACUAGUGGUCGUAUCGCAAGGUAUGAAAUAUGUGAGCAUUUGGAAGACUCCACCGCAAAGCAUAUCCUUGGUAAGUCUUUUUACGAGAUCUUCAAGAAAGUUUAGGCAUUUCGCUGAUGUUGAUUUGCCAAAUGUUGAGAAUUUUGUUGCGACAGAAUUGCUAAGCGUGCGAUUCUGCCGAGUUCGAUGGGUUUCCCCAGAGUGCAUACAGUUUGUAUCUCCUUGGCACGGAAAGAUCCAAGUCGCAGUGUAA